AUUUUCUUUCUACUCGUGCUUGUUCCACAAAAAAAAACUACUAUUUACCAUUUUCCGAAAACAAAAUGUUAUAAAAAUUAAAACUUAUCUCUCAUUUAAUUCAAAAUUGAAACGAAACCAUAAUCAACUUGAGUUAUUAUGGAUUCACAAGACUUAAACGAACACCUAUCAGAAGACAUGUUAUCGCGUUUCGAAAACGGAUCUGACCUGGAUGGAAUUAUUUCCGGUGAAAUAUUUCAACAGGACAAUCUCUUUAUGGGUGAUCACGAUGAAGAAAACGAACCCGAUGACAUUAUCAUCCUACAUAUGGACAUUCGGGAGCCUCUAAGCUCCUUGAAAACACUCUUGGAACAGAAAAUUGGUGUGGAAUUGAAGAAGUACACCUUCUGGUUGCAGGAUGCCCAAAUUCUGGAACCCCACAAAAACCUUGUGGACCAGUGUGUCAAGGGUGAAGGCCUGGUGCAGAUCAACGUCCAAAUCCAGACAAUCAAUCAACGAAUCAACAUCGUCGAUGUCCUCAAGCCCACCGAUGCAGCUUUGGAAACUCUUGGAAACCAGAAUAAUGUGUCAUCGAAGAACAUGAAAACAGACAUAAACGAGGACAGUGACUCGGCCGACGAUGAAGCAGCCGAAGAGCAAGACUCGACAAGUGACCAAAAGCAAAAACCAUGUCUCAACUGGGCGCUGGACACAAAGUUCAGAAAGGAACAAGCUCGAUUAAAGAUUCCUGACGAUCCCAAUGACUGGACAGUUCCUCAUGUCAAACAUUGGCUCCAGUGGGCAGUGCGUCAGUUCAAUUUGACUGACAUCAGCCGAGUUGAUUGGAACAUAACAGGAGAGCAACUGUGCUCCCUGACACAUGAAGAAUUCCGCAAGAAGGUACCCAAUGACCAGGGAAAUGUCUUCUGGACUCAUCUGCAGCUCCUUAAGGAGUGCAAAUUCGUGUCGGUGGUGGUGUCGGUUGUCCCCAAAGCCGAACGAGAAGAACAACUCUCGGAUAGCAACAGUUCGCCGGCACACAGAGAGCAGAAGAUUAUGCGGAAGACCCCGACCUACAAUAACCGCAGUAUAUGUGUGGUCAACAGCCAGAGCGGGACCACAGGUAACAACGGACAAAUGCAGCUUUGGCAGUUUCUGUUGGAAAUCCUAACCGACUGUGAGCACACAGGGAUCAUUCAAUGGGUCGGCACGGAGGGUGAGUUCAAACUCUUGGAUCCGGAGCGAGUGGCCCGAUUGUGGGGGGUGAAGAAGAAUAAGCCGGCGAUGAAUUACGAGAAGCUGUCUCGAGCCCUCAGGUACUACUACGAUGGAGAUAUGAUUUCAAAGGUUUCCGGAAAACGCUUUGCCUAUAAAUUCGAUUGCGACCUGAAGAUGUUGAUUGGCUACGAUGCUGCAGAACUGUCGAAGUUGGUCAACGAGAAGAAGUACGUUGACGAGUAUUUGACAGCAAAUAGUGACAAAACCGCCGACGAAGCGCAAUCGGAGGACGAUGAUUACGAUGACGAUUGAGGAGAAUGCGCAGCGAUGACAUUUUUUUUUAAAGAAUGAUUUAGAAUCAUCCCAAAAACAAAGAUUAUGUUGAAUUUCACUUUAUAUACAUGUUUAUGUGUGUAGAGGAACACACACAAAAAAUACAAGAAUGGCCCAAUUAUUUUGCCUUAAGACAGAAGAAUCAUGUUAUUAUGCUUGACUAGAAUAAGGUUAACAAAUUUCACAUUAAAUAAAACUAAAAUAUAAAAUAAAAAUCUUUUAUACGAGAUGA
Messenger RNA from Eupeodes corollae, 1762 nucleotides. It is a transcript of the gene Ets97D, whose product is annotated as DNA-binding protein Ets97D. Gene Ontology annotation, cellular component: nucleus. The record is from RefSeq and is a predicted model, not a curated record. Gene Ontology annotation, molecular function: sequence-specific DNA binding; DNA-binding transcription factor activity, RNA polymerase II-specific. Gene Ontology annotation, biological process: cell differentiation; regulation of transcription by RNA polymerase II. NCBI's taxonomy places the organism in Eukaryota, Metazoa, Arthropoda, Insecta, Diptera, Syrphidae. The transcript has 6 exons. The coding region runs from base 139 to 1509 and encodes 456 amino acids.